Molecule: messenger RNA, 1583 nt
Organism: Sardina pilchardus (European sardine)
Lineage: Eukaryota; Metazoa; Chordata; Actinopteri; Clupeiformes; Clupeidae
Gene: plpp4
Product: phospholipid phosphatase 4
Exons: 8
Coding region: 282-944 (220 amino acids)
Biological process (GO): phospholipid dephosphorylation; phospholipid metabolic process
Molecular function (GO): phosphatidate phosphatase activity
Source: RefSeq, a predicted model, not a curated record
CCUGCCUCCCGUGAACGUUCCUCUCAUCUCGCUGGAAGCUCGGAGAGAACAAGGUCUUAUUGGAGGGAAAUCUGCUUGGCAGCAGCAGAGAGCUGAAGGAAGCCAAUGCAAAUGAACCAAUACUGGAGCUUCCAAGAGGGUGUAUUUAACAGACUCCACUAAGGUCACAAACGGACAGCUUCACAGAGUUCCUGGAGCCCUUUGAGAGAGUGAUCCAGCCGGAGGAGCUGUGGCUCUAUAAGAACCCUCUGGUGGAAUCCGACCACAUCCCGAAGAGGGUGAUGUUUGCAAUUUCAUUCCUCACACCUUUGGCAGUCAUUUUUGUGGUGAAGAUUAUUCAGAGGACAGACAGAACAGAAAUCAAAGAGGCCUGUCUUGCAGUGUCUCUUGCACUGGCUUUGAAUGGAGUCUUCACUAACACAAUCAAGCUGAUAGUAGGCAGGCCCAGACCAGACUACUUCCACCGCUGUUUCCCUGAUGGACAGGAGAAUCCCAAGAUGCUGUGCACUGGACAGCCCGACUUGGUGGCCGAGGGGCGCAAGAGCUUUCCCAGUAGCCAUUCGUCAUUUGCGUUCUCUGGCCUUGGCUUCACCUCCUUCUACCUGGCGGGAAAGCUGCAGUGCUUCACGGACGUGGGUCGCGGGUGCAGCUGGCGCCUCUGUGCCAUGGUGCUGCCCCUCUACAGUGCCAUGAUGAUCGCACUGUCACGCACCUGCGACUACAAACACCACUGGCAAGAUGCCUUCGUGGGAGGAGUGAUUGGCCUGAUCUUUGCCUACAUCUGCUACAGGCAGCACUACCCGCCGUUCCUCCACAUAGACUGCCACCUGCCUUAUGCCAGCCUGGCUGCUGCCCACCCGGUGCCCGCUGCCCAGGAGGAGGCGCAGCCCACCGACAACGCCACCAGUCUGCCUCUGGAGGGCCUCACCGAGGGGCCCGUAUGACCGCCACGUAGCCUCCACUCCAGCCAAGGCCAAGAUCAACCUGUAGCGUCCAGCUCUGCAGUGUGACGACCGACACGCAGACAAACUGACUUGCUCUUCAACAUUCCAAUGAAUAGUACUCCUUUUUUUUUCUUUUUCUGUGUUCCUUCUCCUUCGCCUGCAUCUUCUAUUCCCUCUUUUCUUCUUUUGGUGUCUAAACCAGCUGUCUCUUUGAGCUAUAUUUAGAUGUUUUUUGUGUAUUGGAGAAUGUGGGACAACUUUCCAGCGAGGCAAGGCAGAAACAAAUUAAGACAAAACAUGAUUAAGAAGCCACUUCAGAAAUGUUUGGGAAAUGACAUUUCACUGCACUCAUUAAUUUUGUGUAUCCAUUAUUUUUCAUUGGUGCUGUAGCCAUUUUCAUUUACACGUAAUGACAUGGUUGAUUGGGGAAAUUUGAGUCACUCCUGCAAUAUCGUCGUUAUGGAUUCUCUUAAUAAUUCUGGUAUUGACUUAGUGGAUUAAAAUCAAGUUAAAGCCCAAAAGACAUUUCUUUUCCAUUUCAGACGUAAUAGAUUUUGGUGUCUCUGCAGUAAUGGUGUGCAAUGUCUGGUCUGAAUCAUCUGAAAUGUAUUUUUUUUUCUCCUCUUGAAAAGCUCUUUU